Heterocephalus glaber (naked mole-rat) is the source of this 2240-nucleotide messenger RNA. RefSeq names its product PILR alpha associated neural protein (gene Pianp). Gene Ontology annotation, biological process: regulation of immune response. The record is from RefSeq and is a predicted model, not a curated record. Lineage: Eukaryota; Metazoa; Chordata; Mammalia; Rodentia; Bathyergidae. Gene Ontology annotation, cellular component: membrane.
CCUCCUCCGUCAGAGGGCACCUAUGCAUUUAGAUGAUUAAACAUUAAGAGCAGGAAUUAUCUGUAUUUUCUCCCGCCUGCCUCUCUCUCCUCGCAUCCCUGCAUCUCUUCCUUCUCCUGAAGCUUCCCCUCUGGGGCCUCUCCGAGGGUAAUGCAGGGAUCUCCCUGCAGGCCGGGUGGGAGACCCCAGGCCCCGCAGACUGGACUGGCUUCUUCCCUCCCCCGCCUCGGCUCCCUCGCUAGCGUAAAGUCCGAAAAUUGGGUCACAGCUGAGGAAGACCUCAGACAUGGAGUCCAGGAUGUGGCCUGCUCUGCUGCUGUCCCACCUGCUCCCCCUCUGGCCACUGCUGCUGCUGCCCCUCCCAACGCCCGCUCAGGGCUCCUCCUCCCCCCGGACGCCCCCAGCCCCGGCCCGCCCCCCGUGUGCCCGAGGCGGCCCCUCAGCCCCGCGUCACGUGUGCGUGUGGGAGCGGGCACCUCCACCGAGCCGCUCCCCGCGAGUCCCAAGAUUGCGGCGGCAGGUCCUGCCCGGCACUGCGCCCCCUGCCACCCCGUCGGGCUUUGAGGAGGGGCCACCCUCAUCCCAGUACCCCUGGGCUAUUGUGUGGGGUCCCACUGUGUCUCGAGAGGAUGGAGGGGACCCCAACUCCGUCAAUCCUGGAUUUCUGCCCCUGGACUAUGGUUUUGCAGCCCCCCAUGGGCUAGCUACCCCACAUCCCAACUCAGACUCCAUUCGGGAUGAUGGAAACGGGCUCAUCCUCGGAGAAACGCCUGCCACCUUGAGGCCGUUCCUGUUCGGGGGGCGUGGAGAAGGUGUGGACCCCCAGCUCUACGUCACAAUCACCAUCUCUGUCAUCAUUGUUCUCGUGGCCACAGGCAUCAUCUUCAAGUUCUGCUGGGACCGCAGCCAGAAACGGCGCAGGCCCUCAGGGCAGCAAGGGGCCCUGAGGCAGGAGGAGAGCCAGCAGCCACUGACCGACCUGUCCCCUGCCGGAGUCACUGUGCUAGGGGCCUUCGGGGACUCGCCUACCCCCACCCCUGACCAUGAGGAGUCCCGAGGGGGAGCCCGGCCUGGGAUGCCCCAGUCCAAGGGGGCUCCAGCCUUCCAGUUGAACCGGAUUCCCCUGGUGAAUCUGUGAUGCCCCCCAUGUUGGGGUGCUGCCAAGCAGGAGGCCAAGGGGCCGGCAUAAGCGCCAUCCCACUGAGGGUGGGGCAGCCGUGGGGACCCUUGCACACCACCUGGAACACUCACUGGCCACAGGGGCAAGCCCCUUGCUCAACCUCCUGUAGUGGGGGCUUCACGUACCUGUGACUUCGGGUCCCCCACCCCCCUUGCACACUCACAUGAAAGCCUUGCACUCACCUCCACCCUCACAGGCCAUUGCACAUGCUCAUGCUCUCGGCCUCCACUCCUUCGCACUGCUCCCCUUGUGCAAACCGCCCCCCCCCAUGGCUCACACUGGCCCAUUCUCUCUCCAUCCUGCACACUCCAUGCUCAGCCCAGUCACUUGGUGGCGGGGUCCAUGGCCCUUGUGCCCCUCACCACCUGUGUGCAUUCCUGGCCGGAUGUCGUGGCAUGGCGUGCUCACUCUGCCUCAUGGACACUCACUGGUCUCGUUUCUGUGGCCCCUGCAUGCGCCUCGAGGUGGGUGGGAGGUGAGCUGGGGCUCUGCGUGCCCUCGUCUAUCACGCCUCGUCAGGUCCCAUGUCAUGACUUCACUGUCACACAUCUCAUCCCACUCCAAGGGCGCUGGCAUCACCCUAGGGGUCCCCCGCAGGGAUGGGGGCAGUGAGGUCCCCUGCUGAGUUCUGUUGUCUGAGGUGGGUGUUGAGGAGUCGCCUGCUGCACUACAUGAAAAGGGAUUCCAGUCCAUCCUGCCCUCCCCCCAGUCCCUCUUGUCCUGUCUGUCCCUGCUGUCGGUGUCACUCUGGGCGUGAGAGUCCCUGAGCAGGUCCUCCAGUCCCCAGCCUCCCAGGGCCCCUCCCUCUACCCAGGCCAGGACUGGAGCCAGCUGGGUCAAGGCCAUCGGGGGCUCUGCCUCCCCCUCCUGCCCGCCUCUCCUUCCUCCCCUCUGCCUCCUGCCCUUCACUAGUGUCUCCACCUCCCUCCCUCCCUUCUUACCUGGCUCCUAUGCUGUGAUAUAUAUUUUUGUAUUAUCUUUUUCUUCUUCUUGUGGUGAUAAUCUUGAAUUCUUGUGGGAUGUAAGUUUCAAAAUUUUCAAAUAAAGCCUUUGCAAGAUA